GGGAUUAAAACGUUAUUUCUAAAAAAUCCGGUAAUGACCCAAGUGCAUGACUCUCCGCGGAAAAGUGCAAAUCAUCACUGGACAAGCGACUGGACUUCAAUUUUAGCAAUAAAAUCGUUCACCAUGAAGUCGCCGUCGCAUCAUACCAGAUCGGUGGAACGAAUUCGGAAGAAAGUUUCAGUGAAAAUGACAGAAACCGAAGAUAGGCUACGGAUGCGUCGUGGCUCCAGUAUGUCUGACAUCGAUAAAAUUGCAUUACCAGGAAAUAUUCCCGAUUUAGUGAGAUCCUCAACAGCUAAUCAUAAAUUGUCUGCCAGUCCGGCUUCAGUGCCUCACAGUCCUUAUAUGUCCAGAUCCUUGUUAAGCAGUACUACAACAGUGAGUGUCCGUGGAAGUAUUGGUGACCUAAUGAAUCAAAAAAAAUACGGUAGUAGUCAGUGGAGUGUACGAAGUGAAACUUUAAUUGCUAAAACAGUGCCCUUGUCAACGGUAACACCAAGACAGUCACCACCUCCAGUUGACGACUUUUUACCCAUUCCUCCGGAAAUUACAUUCAAUGAUGAUGGUGUCGAUGGGCCGUUGACAUCAGCUCAGAGAACUCAGCGUUUGGCGCACCUUCUGAAAGAACGGAAAGCUUAUUUGGUUGCAAAAGCAAAAUACUAUAACUAUUGCCGUGCG
Molecule: messenger RNA, 678 nt
Organism: Dendroctonus ponderosae (mountain pine beetle)
Lineage: Eukaryota; Metazoa; Arthropoda; Insecta; Coleoptera; Curculionidae
Exons: 2
Source: RefSeq, a predicted model, not a curated record